Saccharomyces paradoxus is the source of this 1584-nucleotide messenger RNA. It is a transcript of the gene CCT2, whose product is annotated as chaperonin-containing T-complex subunit CCT2. Gene Ontology annotation, cellular component: cytosol; chaperonin-containing T-complex. NCBI's taxonomy places the organism in Eukaryota, Fungi, Ascomycota, Saccharomycetes, Saccharomycetales, Saccharomycetaceae. The transcript has a single exon. Gene Ontology annotation, biological process: protein folding. The record is from RefSeq and is a predicted model, not a curated record. Gene Ontology annotation, molecular function: ATP hydrolysis activity; ATP-dependent protein folding chaperone; ATP binding. The coding region runs from base 1 to 1584 and encodes 527 amino acids.
AUGAGUGUACAAAUAUUUGGAGACCAGGUUACAGAAGAAAGAGCAGAAAACGCCCGUUUGUCGGCGUUUGUCGGUGCCAUUGCCGUGGGUGAUUUGGUGAAGAGUACAUUAGGUCCAAAGGGGAUGGAUAAGUUAUUGCAAAGUGCGUCCAGUAACACUUGCAUGGUAACGAAUGAUGGUGCUACGAUUCUGAAGUCAAUUCCGCUAGAUAAUCCGGCCGCCAAAGUGUUGGUGAACAUCAGUAAGGUGCAAGAUGACGAAGUUGGAGAUGGUACCACCAGUGUUACUGUUUUGAGUGCAGAAUUGCUUAGAGAGGCAGAGAAAUUGAUCGAUCAAUCCAAAAUCCACCCUCAGACCAUUAUCGAAGGUUACCGACUAGCUUCAGCAGCUGCAUUGGAUGCGUUGACAAAAGCAGCUGUGGACAACUCUCAUGAUAAAACGAUGUUCCGUGAGGAUCUGAUCCAUAUUGCCAAGACUACUUUAUCUUCUAAAAUUUUGUCCCAGGAUAAGGAUCACUUCGCCGAAUUAGCUACUAAUGCUAUUUUGAGAUUGAAAGGCUCCACCAAUUUAGAACAUAUUCAGAUCAUUAAGAUUCUUGGUGGGAAGCUAUCAGACUCGUUCCUUGACGAAGGUUUCAUUCUUGCCAAGAGAUUCGGUAACAACCAACCGAAGAGAAUUGAAAAUGCUAAGAUUUUAAUCGCUAAUACAACCUUGGAUACAGACAAAGUCAAAAUAUUCGGUACAAAAUUUAAAGUUGAUUCUACUGCUAAAUUGGCACAACUAGAAAAGGCGGAACGCGAGAAGAUGAAGAACAAAAUUGCCAAAAUUUCCAAGUUCGGUAUCAACACCUUUAUUAAUAGACAACUAAUUUAUGACUAUCCAGAGCAAUUAUUUACAGAUUUGGGCAUAAACUCAAUUGAACACGCCGAUUUUGAAGGUGUGGAAAGACUCGCCUUAGUCACAGGUGGUGAAGUUGUAUCCACAUUCGACGAGCCAAGCAAGUGCAAACUUGGGGAGUGUGACGUGAUCGAGGAAAUUAUGCUUGGCGAACAGCCAUUCUUGAAGUUCAGUGGUUGCAAAGCUGGUGAAGCUUGCACCAUCGUCCUAAGAGGUGCUACCGACCAAACACUUGAUGAAGCUGAGAGAUCCCUACAUGACGCAUUGUCUGUGCUGUCACAGACCACAAAGGAAACAAGAACUGUCCUUGGCGGCGGCUGCGCCGAGAUGGUUAUGUCAAAAGCCGUGGACACCGAAGCUCAGAAUAUUGACGGCAAAAAGUCCCUUGCAGUGGAAGCUUUUGCCCGUGCUCUGAGACAACUGCCAACCAUUUUGGCAGACAACGCCGGUUUUGACAGCAGUGAGCUUGUGUCAAAAUUAAGAUCUUCCAUAUACAACGGCAUCUCCACAUCAGGCCUGGAUCUUAACAACGGGUCCAUUGCUGACAUGAGACAACUAGGUAUCGUCGAGAGUUACAAACUAAAACGAGCAGUGGUCAGCUCUGCAUCUGAAGCUGCUGAAGUUCUACUAAGAGUGGACAACAUUAUCCGUGCCAGACCAAGAACCGCCAAUAGACAACAUAUGUAA